Ostertagia ostertagi is the source of this 1575-nucleotide messenger RNA. NCBI's taxonomy places the organism in Eukaryota, Metazoa, Nematoda, Chromadorea, Rhabditida, Trichostrongylidae. The record is from the annotation of a GenBank genome assembly.
AUGCCGUUUGAGUAUCCCAGUACGUUCCGCACGCUCGCGGAGACAUUGGUAGAGCGGGCGGUCACGGUUGACUUGCUGCGCGUGGUACUCGAGCUCACGGCGCUGCGCGCACCCGAAGGCAAGGCGCUCUAUGUGCUCCUCGGCGCGGCUAUGCGAGGCGUUGCUGGUGAAAUCGAUCGAAAGCAACAUCUCGCUUGCUGGUACAUCAGCCCCGAGCGCGCGGCGUCUUUGAGGGAACUGGCAGGCAAGGACCAGACAGAUGCGAAAGCGCGUGCCAGCGACUUCGAUGCCUGGGCUGGUGACACCCAAGUCGAAUGGUGCAGGGUCCGGGAGGAUCGACCCGAAAUUGUAGUACCGCGGGACCUUGGUUCACCGCUUGCCUGGUGGCGAUCCAAGCGCGUCACCAUUCUCGGGUGCGGUGCACUCGGUAGCGCCGUAGCGCUAAUGCUUGCUCGGGCGGGCAUUGCGCACCUGAGGCUCUAUGAUCGAGCCGGCGUAGCGCCCGGCGUGCUCAGCAGACAGAACUUUCAGCGCCAUCAAAUUGGCUACACCAAGUCAUCCGCAACGUUUCGGAACGUGGAGGCCGUCAAUCCUGCCAUCGAGGUCGUUGACCGUCCCAUCAACGUCGUUCAUGCACUCCGUACGGAAGCCGAUAAGCUCUUUGACUGCGACGUGAUCGUAAACGCGACGGCAUCGGUAGCUGUCGCAGCGGCGCUUGAAAAACAUCUCUCGAAUGAGACAAAACUCCAUCCGCCGAUCGUGUCGAUGGCAGUCGGCCACAAAUGUGACGUGGGAAUGGUCACCCUGGGCAUCCACGGUGUCGCAGGGGUUGCGCAGGACCUUGAGCGGCGCACGAAAAUAGCGCUUGCGAAUGCAAGCAAUGGGCAGGACUUCCUCGACGAGUUCUGGCCGCUUCCGGGGCAGCGCCACAAACUCUUCCAACCCGAACCCGGAUGUUCGGACCCCACGUUUGUAGGCUCCGCUGCAGACGUCCAAGGUCUAUCGGCUGGGCUAUUGAAUGUCGCAAGUAGCUGGCUGGCAGAGCCGACGACGAGCGCUCGCUGCUGUCUCAUACGAGCGCCGCACACCAUCAGGCCUCAACGGCCCGCCAUCGUGCAAUUUGCUUGGCCAGCGGAUCGUGUCAUCACGGACCAUCGCCACGGCUUCCACAUCCGUUGCACGCCGGGCGCUGAACGAGAUCUCCUCGGCUGGAUUCGCUCGUCCAGGCGCCUACGCGGGCCGAGGGUCGAAACGGGAGGCCUUCUGUUCGGCCAGUUUGACGAGUUUCUCAAGAUCGCAUGGGUAACGGAGGUCUUCGGCAUCGUCGUCUUCCUGUUCGCGCCGCAGUUCGUCGCCUUCUUCGUGCCCGGCGAUCCCGCCGUGAUCGCGGCCGGCGCCGGCUUCCUGCGCAUCAUGUCGCUGGCCUGGGGCUUCCUCGGCCUGCAGUUCGCCCUGACCGGCGUGUUUCCGCGCCUCGGGCAACAUGGUGCUGACCAUGGUGCUGACGCUGGUCUCGCAAUGGGUCGUGCAGUUCCCGCUGGCCUACGUGCUCUCCAAGCACACCGACCUGCAUGA